AUGUUUGCUGCAAAGGUCUUCCCGGGGGUUGUAGCACCAGUGGCCUUUUUCGCAGCUUUGGUUCAGGGAUAUGCAGACCCCGGUAGCUGCUCGGGUUCUUGCAAUGUCCAUGAUCCGUCGUUAAUACAAAGAUCAUCAGACAGUGUCUAUUUCAGGUUCUCCACUGGCAACAAAAUCUCCUAUGCAAGUGCGUCGUCCAUCAAGGGACCAUGGACAACGAUCGGAUCCGUGCUUCCCGAUGGCUCCUCUAUUGAUCUUGAUGGGAAUGAUGACUUGUGGGCCCCAGACGCUCAUACCGUGGAUAAUCUCUACUACGUCUACUAUUCUGUUUCAACAUUCGGGUCCCAAUCCUCCGCGAUCGGCCUCGCGACUUCGGAAACCAUGGAAGCCGGCUCCGGCUCUUGGACCGAUCAGGGUACUACCGGAAUAUCGUCAUCCUCAUCUAAGGCUUACAAUGCCAUUGAUGGGAACCUUAUCGACGUUGACGGCACUUACUAUAUGAAUUUCGGGUCCUUCUGGCAUGACCUAUAUCAAGCACCAAUGAAUUCUGCAGCAACCAAAGUCUCCUCGUCAUCAUACAACAUAGCCUACAACUCAUCCGGUUCUCAUGCAGAGGAGGGCACCUACAUGUAUAAGUAUGGUAACUACUAUUAUCUUUUCUUCUCGUCGGGCAUUUGCUGUGGCUAUGAUACUUCGAGGCCCGCAACUGGAGAGGAAUACAAAAUCAUGGUCUGUCGGUCCACCUCGCCGACAGGCGGCUUUGUUGACGCUGAUGGUACGGCCUGCACGAGUGGUGGAGGCACAGUUGUGCUGGCGAGUCACGGGACAGUUUAUGGUCCCGGUGGACAGGGAGUCUUUACUGACCCCAGUCUCGGCCCUGUUCUUUAUUACCAUUAUGUUGACACCACAGUUGGCUACGCAGAUGGCCAGAAACUAUUCGGAUGGAAUCAGAUCGAUUUCUCCACCAGAUGGCCGGUAGUGUGA
Molecule: messenger RNA, 984 nt
Organism: Penicillium canariense
Lineage: Eukaryota; Fungi; Ascomycota; Eurotiomycetes; Eurotiales; Aspergillaceae
Gene: abnA
Product: putative extracellular endo-1,5-alpha-L-arabinase
Exons: 4
Coding region: 1-984 (327 amino acids)
Biological process (GO): carbohydrate metabolic process
Molecular function (GO): arabinan endo-1,5-alpha-L-arabinosidase activity
Source: RefSeq, a predicted model, not a curated record